AUGUUUGAUGCCGUCAAGCACGCAACAGCCGGAUACAAACUCCCAUCUUCUGAAACAGCAAGAACUAGAUUGCUGGAUGAAUGUAAGCACGAUGUUGAGAAGGAGCUAACACCACUUAUGGACACUUGGUACACACAAGGAGUCUCAGUUGUUUCCGAUGGGUGGUCUAAUGUCAAUCAUACUCCGCUAAUCAAUGUUCUUGCUGUCAAUUCGUGUGGUCCAGUGUUUAUGUACGCCACAGACUUUUCAGGGGUGGAAAAAACAGGAGUAGCAAUUGCAAAGUUUCUUCAUGACGCCAUCGAGAAAAUUGGAGCAACCAAUGUGUUGCAAGUUGUAACUGAUAACGCGGCAAAUUGCAAAGCGGCUGGGAUGGAAAUCGAGAAGAUAGAAAACUCAGAGCUGGAGCUGCUAAAGGUUGCAAAAACACGUUUUGCAUCACAUUAUAUACUGUUGAGAAGGCUUUUGGAUUGUAGAGAGGCACUUGCAACAACUAUUGUUCUCAAUGCUUGGCGGGAAUGGUUCAAAAAACUGGAUGACACCACGCAAUCAGCCGGGUAUGUUAUAACUGAAACGAUAAAAAAUGAUGUGUUUUGGGAAAAUGUUGAAAAUAUUUUAGCUUUUACAAAACCUAUUUUUUUGAUGGUUAAGUUUUGUGAUGGUGAGGGUCCAAAAAUGGGAGAAAUUUAUGAGAGAAUGGAUAAUAUGCUUGGAGAGAUAAAAGAUGCCAUGAAAGAAAACAAAUUCUCAAGAUAUUUUUCUGAAGUUGAGCAGAUAGUUCUUCAAAGGUGGGAAAAGAUGACCAUCCCACUGCAUUGUUUGGGUUUUGCUUUAAAUCCAAAGUUUUAUGAUAGAUCCUACUUAGAGAAAUUGGCUCCUGGUGGUAUGCCUAGAAAAGCACCUAACAAAGACUCAGAAGUUGUGAACGGUGUUAUGGAAGCAUUUCAAAGAAUUGCUGAAGAUGAUGAUGAAUUCACGAUAUACCGAGAUCAAUAUGCUUUCUUUCAUACGAAAAAAGGAAUUUAUGCUAAGAAAACAACCCAAGCUGAUGCAAUGACAAUGGAUCCAAUCGAUUGGUGGAGUACUUACGGAUCAGCAACUCCUCAAUUGGCAGAAGUAGCUAUAAAGGUACUCUCCCAACCAAUUAGUAGUUCUUCGGCAGAGAGAAAUUGGAGUACAUACUCCCAUAUCCAUAAUGUGAAGAGGAAUCGUUUAAACUCCAAGAGAGCGGAUAAACUUGUGUUUAUUCACUCAAAUAUUCGAUGUCAAUCCCGUCUCCAAGAAUCCUAUAAAUCAGGCCCCAACAAAAGGUGGGACAUGGAUCCCGAGAGUUCAUAUUUGGAAGGUUCAAGUGCUCGCCUUGAAGAAAUGCUUUGGGAGAACCUUGAUGAUAAAGCUAUUGGCAAAGGAAAAAGGCCACGAAUUGAUUAG
This is a messenger RNA of Erigeron canadensis, 1428 nucleotides long. RefSeq lists its product as uncharacterized. Gene Ontology annotation, molecular function: protein dimerization activity. The transcript has 2 exons. Bases 1 to 1428 code for a protein of 475 amino acids. The record is from RefSeq and is a predicted model, not a curated record. Lineage: Eukaryota; Viridiplantae; Streptophyta; Magnoliopsida; Asterales; Asteraceae.